ACGUUUGUUUGUUGUAGUGAAUGGUGUCGUUUGUCAGUGAUCUCCCUUUACGGGGGGCCGUGAGGUUAGGGGGUCCGGCACAAGGAGGAUUGGUGAAUUCGAGACUUUACUAUCUGCACCUGUACAACAUAUGGUUUAUUUACAGCGUUUUUAAAUAAAUACGUAGCGCACAAUCGAUAGCUGUCAAUUUUAAAUGACGGCUGCAGCAACAAAACACAAAACUGGAGUGAACCGGAAUCAGACUGAAUAGAGUUUAGGCAGCAAACGGCUAUUUAACAUUUUUUUUUCUCUCGUAGUAUUGAGUCUUCAAUAACACGACUAGUAGUCGUGGCAUUUAUCCUCUGUAACUUGCAGAGAUUUGUUUUCGUUGUUGUUUUAACAAUUUUGUUCACUAUACUACUGCCUUGUGCUUUUGUAGGCCCUGCAUUCAUUGUAUUCAGUGUCUUAUAUUUAUUUUAUUGUAUUAUUAUUAUUAUUAUUUAAAUGUAUAAUUAGAGUGGUAAUGGUGGUAAGCAGGUGAAAAAAGUUACACUGAAAGUUGACUUCUGUCCUUCUCGGAAAACAUAUUUGAAGUCUACAGUUUUGUUUGGUAGAAGCCAUUGUACCUUGCUAUACAAUGUCGAGGCCAUUUAAUUUCUAGGGGCAAACCGAUGAUAUCUUUCUACACGCUAUAAACAGCAUGGUGCAAUCUGACAGAUCACUGUUCCGAAUUCUGCUGGAAGCUUAGCUUUGUCAUGCUAAAUUGUUAUAGGAAAUCAGAUUUACUGACUAUGGAAACCCAAUAAAGUACCAGCAUCAGACAGAAAUUAUCAUUGAAAGUGCAACAGAUAGUACCCCUCAUUUGACCAUGUUAACAUGAGAUUGUUGUAAUAAAACAAAAAAAAAGCAAGACAGGUUAUUAAGCAGGCAUGAUACAAAUGCUUUUAUUCUGAAGGAUUUGUUAGGAAAAGCAAGCCAUCCAUCUAUCUCAGAUUUUUGCCAGACUUAAAUUGUACAAUGAAAAGAAGGAAUACUAAACAGAAGGGGAAUGUCCUUGUCAAUAUUGACAAAGGUACACCUUCAGACUUACAGGCAUUCAACAAUAUUAUCUCAGUGGACACCAAAGUACAUCUGGAAAAUCCGUGUCCCCUCCAAGAACUGUCAUUGGAGAAAAGAAAGCAUUUAUGUUUUAAACAGUACGACAGGAACUUACUUACAUUCUUGAAUGAUGAUAGAAUGAAGUCAUCAUCCUUCUGUGAUCUAGUUAUUGUUGCAGAUGGAAAACAAUACAGUGCCCAUAAGGCGGUGGCUGCUUUUGGCAGUAGUUAUUUUCAAGCUCGUUUGACCAAAAACCCAAACUUAAAACAUGUUACCUUGGACCAUGUUACAGACUCUGUGUUUCAGCACCUACUGGAAUUCUUAUAUACCUCAGAAUUCCUGAUCUAUGAAAGUGAGAUCCCUUCUCUCGUGGAAGCAGCCAAGUUUUUAGAUAUGACUGAUGCAGUGAACCUGUUAACCAGUGAGGAAUAUUCAUCAGCCUCUGUCAAUGCAGAAGAGGUCACAGAAGAAAUAUCAUACAAUGAACUGGCACAAACACCUGAGCUCAGUGAUAAGCUGUCUGGAAGCAACCAAUGUACCCUUUGUAGCCGAAGCUUCUGCUACAGAAAAUCCUUACAAAACCAUCUGACUAAAUCUCACAGCGCACCAUCAGUAGAAAAAUCAGAAGACAUUUCCAAAAAUUUGGACGAGACAGAGCAUACCACAAGAAGGUCUGCACGCACUCGCAAAUGCCCGGUAAAAUUCUGCAACAAAAGUGAUAAUGAAAGUACAGGCCUGUCUGAUGACAGCAGUUCAGACAAAAUGCUUAGUGAUGAGGAGAGACCGGACGUUACUGAAAUGGAAAACUGUCAGAGUGAACGUGAAGAGCAGGAAGAGGACCAAAACGAAGCAACAUCGGAUGAAACUGAAGCUGAACAGGAGAGUGACAAUGACGAGGACAAUCAGAAUACAGAUACUGAAGGAACCAAUCAGAGCUUCCCUGAAGGACUAGCUCCUGUCAUAAUCCAGAGUGCAAACAAGAAAACACUUAAAUGUCCUAAGUGUGGUAAAACAUUUGAUCGGGCAGGAAAGUAUGAAAGUCACACACGCGUUCACACAGGAGAGAAACCUUUUCAAUGUGAAGUUUGCCAUCAGCGCUACUCCACUAAAUCAAACCUCACGGUUCACAGGAAAAAGCACAACAACGAGACUGCAUUCCACAAGAAGGAACACAAAUGCCCAUAUUGCAAUAAGCUACAUGCCAGCAAAAAAACUCUAACAAAGCAUGUGAAGAGGUUCCAUCCUGAUAAUGUACAAGAAUUCCUUUCAAUUAAGAAGAAAAAGAGUGAAGGGUGGAAGUGUGAUAUCUGCAACAAAUCCUUUACCCGUCGACCACACCUGGAAGAGCACAUGAUUCUUCACACACAUGACAGACCCUUUAAAUGUGCAUACUGUGAGGAACACUUUAAAUCCAGAUUCGCAAGACUGAAGCAUCAAGAGAAGUUUCAUCUAGGUCCCUUCCCAUGUGACAUUUGUGGUCGACAGUUUAAUGACACGGGAAAUAGAAAGCGGCACAUUGAGUGUACUCAUGGAGGAAAGAGGAAAUGGACCUGUUUUAUCUGUGGGAAAUCUGUAAGAGAAAGGACAACAUUAAAGGAACAUUUGAGGAUACACAGUGGAGAAAAACCUCAUCUCUGCAGUAUUUGUGGGCAGAGUUUUCGGCAUGGUAGCUCAUACAGGCUUCAUCUCAGAGUCCAUCAUGAUGACAAGCGAUAUGAAUGUGAUGAAUGCGGGAAGACUUUUAUUCGUCAUGAUCACCUGACAAAACACAGAAAAAUACACUCAGGAGAAAAGGCUCAUCAGUGUGAAGAAUGUGGAAAGUGUUUUGGUCGUAGAGAUCACUUGACAGUUCAUUACAGAAGUGUCCAUCUAGGGGAAAAAGUUUGGCAGAAGUACAAAGCAGCCUUGCACCAAUGUGAAGUAUGUAAGAAAGAAUUUAAAGGGAAAUCAAGCUUGGAAAUGCAUUUUAGGACGCAUUCAGGAGAGAAACCUUACAAGUGCCAGAUCUGUAACCAAACUUUCAGAAUCAAGAAGACGUUAACCAAACACAUGGUGAUUCACUCAGAUGCCCGUCCAUUUAACUGCCCACAUUGCAAUGCAACCUUUAAAAGGAAAGACAAAUUGAAAUAUCACAUUGAUCACGUACACGGAACUAAGGCUGCAGAACAGUCAGCAUCAGAGCCCUCGGAGGAGAAAAUAGUUUCUUUGCCAAUGCCAUAUGAUGAUAAAGCUUAUCACACAGAAGCAAAACAGUACAUGGAGCAGCCCAAGGUAUACCAGCCCGAACCAAAGACCAUUCUGCAAAGUGUUCCCACGGAGGUCUGUGUUCCUGUGACACUGGUACCUGUCCAGAUGCCUGAGGUUUCUGCUCAAGCUGAUCUUGUAAGACACACCACUCCUCUUCCACAGCCACAGACACAGCAAACAGAAUACCAGCCAGCCACAGACCUUGUCUUUUUGGAGAAGUAUACACUUACUCCCCAGCCCACAAACAUUGUUCACCCAGUUAGGCCUGACCAGAUGUUAGGUCCUCAGGAGCAGUCUUAUUUGGGAACUCUGCUUGGACUUGAUACAGCCACGCCAGUUCAAAACAUAUCCAACUCUGAACAUAGUCAAUAAAAAUACUCUUUGAUGUACAGUAUGUGUUAUACAGUACGCUCUAGGUUUAGAUCUUAAAUAUGAAUGUAAUUAUAAAAAUGUUUGAGGUAUAAGUGAUUUUAAUAUAACUGAUGUAGAGAAACCAUGUCAUAUGUUUUAUUAAUUUUCCAGAUGUUUAUGGGCCAUUGCAAUUCAUAGCUGUAGAGAGUAUUUGAAGUCUAGAUUUCAGUAGCAGUUAUAAUAAUAAUUUUUAAAAAAGCUUAGCAAACUUUUAGGUUUUGGGGGGAUUUGUUAAGAUUGAAAUUAUGCUUAAGUAAAUUGCAUUGCAGUUUUUAUGUGAUCUGUAAUUUGAUUUACAAAUGUUUGGUAAAAAAAAAAAAAAAAAAAAAACAGUGAAAGUAGAUAUUAAAAUAACAUUUUAAUUAUAUAUGGAUGUGCAAGUGGCUGAAUUUAAAGUGUUGUCCCAGUGUUUUGAAAAAAGAAAAGUAAGCACAUUUUGGUACCACACAUAAGAUAGAGAUUUGACCACAAUUGCACUUAAGCAAAUUUAUGUUUGGCAGAUGUUUCUCUAAUCAUGGUCAGCAUAUGGACUGGCAUUAUCCUGUGUCACCAUCAUUAUUGAUGGAAAAACUGCACAAUGUAUGGACCUUUACUGUAUUUCAGUUGCAUUAAAAUUGUUUUAUGUACAG
This is a messenger RNA of Acipenser ruthenus (sterlet), 4364 nucleotides long. RefSeq names its product zinc finger and BTB domain-containing protein 41-like. Gene Ontology annotation, molecular function: protein binding. The record is from RefSeq and is a predicted model, not a curated record. Bases 997 to 3696 code for a protein of 899 amino acids. Lineage: Eukaryota; Metazoa; Chordata; Actinopteri; Acipenseriformes; Acipenseridae. The transcript has 11 exons.